Molecule: messenger RNA, 240 nt
Organism: Angiostrongylus costaricensis
Lineage: Eukaryota; Metazoa; Nematoda; Chromadorea; Rhabditida; Metastrongylidae
Source: the annotation of a GenBank genome assembly
AUGCAGUUGGAUUCGGUGAAGACAUUACUGCUCUUGAGGAACAAUUUUAUUUCUAGCCUCUCAUUCGAGCGAAAAGCAUGCUAUGCUAGCAGUUGAAUGAAAGCACGAUCGGCGUCCAGUAGAUCAAUUGGAGAGGUGACAAAAGGCAAGCAAGUGCAGUACUCGCUUGCUCAUCCGAAUAUCGACGACACUUCACAAGCGGAAUGGAAGAUGUUCGAGCUGAUGGAACGAACAACGUAA